Molecule: messenger RNA, 4823 nt
Organism: Botrytis cinerea B05.10
Lineage: Eukaryota; Fungi; Ascomycota; Leotiomycetes; Helotiales; Sclerotiniaceae
Gene: Bchst3
Product: Bchst3
Exons: 2
Coding region: 824-4411 (1195 amino acids)
Biological process (GO): regulation of DNA-templated transcription
Molecular function (GO): NAD+ binding; DNA-binding transcription factor activity, RNA polymerase II-specific; zinc ion binding
Source: RefSeq, a predicted model, not a curated record
GGUUGGGGUCGGGGUCGGCAACACAUCGCGUCUACCAUUACAAAGGACAAGAAACUUUAGAUGAAAGUAAACAUCACAAUCAACAACCUGUUUCUUAUGAGAUUCUCCUUGGAUUCUAAUCGAUCUAGCUCAACCACUCCCAAAGACUUUAGAUGGAGAAAUAGGGGACCAAAUACUUGGAGAACAAAUCGACUCAAGCUUUAUAUCAAUACACCGGGAAUUGGGGAGUUCAGGGAUCCUGCUGCGCGUCAAAUCUCAAACCAUCUGCGAUAUUCACCCCUUGAGGAGGGAAGAGCUUGCCAUUAAAGCUAGUUAAUACCUGGCGUUCUUGAUUCCGAAGUGCUGCCAAUAUUACAAGGCGAAUUGAGCAAUUAGAAAACCACUUUUCUCAGCGAUUACCCACCGUUUGACAACGCAUCGAAGUCGCGAAACGAAAUAUCAGCUUGGGUUCAUUGGCGUUAGUUAAGGGGAUUUGAUUGAGUUAUUUGCAUUUCUACAAGGCUAGAGUGAGGUUCUGAGGCUUAAGAUCGAUCAGUAUUCCAGCAUUCACCACGAGGACCUGGAUUUGAUCACAUACAACAAUUAGCCGACAUAGACCGAUCCCCCCUCGUCUACAUGGUGUGCGCUCUAUUCGAAAUGACCUGAACUGGAAGUGAAGCCUAGGCACACCGUCUUGAUCGCAUAUUCAACUAGCGCAAGGUACGAGUUCAAUAGCAGAAUCUCGAGACUCGGAGCGCAAUCAACUCAGACUCGAAUUCGUUGGGAAGUGAGGAGGAGACGGAGAGGAACAGAGCAGUAUUAGUCUGUUUAUCUUGCCGCAACAAUGCCAACAAUCAAUGUCUUACCAACCUCUGCUGCUGAAUUGCAGGAAAUCGCAGACAUCCUUGCGAAAUCAAGGAAGGUUGUAGUUGUGACAGGAGCUGGAAUCAGUACGAAUGUCGGAAUACCUGACUUUCGUUCCGAACAUGGACUCUAUUCCAUGAUACAAGCCCAAUAUGAUGCUGCACUGGAGAAUCCGCCUUGGGAAAUUAAUGAUUAUGAUAUUGAUGAUCGACCGAAGAAGAAAAGACGUGUCACGGAGCGCUAUUAUUAUGAACUUGUGACGGCUGAUGGUGUAAGGGUAGAGCUGCCACCGGAAGAAUCAUCUGAAUUGCCCUCUCAGCAACCCUCCGAGCAGUCCUCCGAGCAGUCUUCUCAGCAGUGUUCUCAAUCGCCGUCAAAAGAACCUUCAGCGCAACCAGAAACACCUGCUCUAGCUCCAUCGAGAAGGAGUUCUCGUAGGCAUAUCCCUUUGGUACGGGAUAAUCUCAAAAAUGAAUCCCAGCGAUCGAGCCUGGUGACGGCGACUAUAGAUUCUAAUGCCUCGUCCACAAACGAUAAUUCAAUAAAUAAAUCAGCAAUAUUACCCCCGAAGCGUCAAACUCGAAAUGCUUCUUCGGUGCAGGAUAAUCCUAUCAAAGAAUCUCCGAAACCAAGUUCGCAGGGUCAACCUGCUCAUAAUCUGCAUGAUUCUCUCUCGCAGGCUACUCCUAUCAGCAAAUCACACAUGUUGCCCCCGAAAAGGCAAGCUUCCAGGUCUCGAACCUCUCUUCUAGCACAAGAUGGUAUCAAGAUUGAAUCGCCGAAACCAAACAUCAAGGGCAAGUCUUCCAAACUUCGGGCCAUUCGCGCCUGUGAUAGAUGUCGAGUUCGAAAGAUAAAGUGUGGUGAUAUUCGACCAAGCUGUGAACCAUGUGCCAAAUCCAAAGUUGAAUGUAUUACCACUGAGAACCCCAGUCGACGAGUGUCUCAAAUCGAAGAUACUAAAUUACAUGGAGAGCUAAAUCCUUCAAUGGAGAUGGAGCUCGAUUCGGAAGGGUCCAAUACUGAAGAAAAUGCUUCACAACAAUUGCUUCAAGAAUCGAGUGAAUAUUCAUCUCAAUAUUCAUCGGAAAAUUCUCGGUUGCCCCAAGACUUGGAGUCAAUUGACAAUAAUAAACAAAAACGAACUCGACGUUCACUCCGAAUAAGCUCUCCCUUACCUAUAGCAAAAGAAGAAAGCUCCAACGCAACAAGAAUUUCUUCCGAUUCUUCCUUAUCAAAUUCGCUGCGACGUGAGAGUAGUCUUCGGUCAACAAUUCAAGCCUCAACCACCAACCAGGAAUCUAUUCAUUCACAAUCACGAACACUUCAAAGGUCCUCAUCACUUAUACCUUCUGUCGCCAGUUCAAUUAUUGAAAGCAAGACUUCACGACAAUCAAUGAGAUCGCGAGCUGAUAGUUUACCUCCACCACUGACAGAACAAUCCUCUUCACUUCCCAGAAAAACCUCUCGAAGAAACACACCUGCACUUGAACUUUCCAACAGCAAGCUCUCUUCAACCACAAAUACUGAAAGUGUAUCUACAACUAGCAGCGCCACGCCUUCAGUUUCAUCGAGUGAUUGUAGCAGCAACAACAAUAACAACAACAACAGCAAACGAAAUUUGUUGAGUGAAGUCAGUUCUGUCACAACUGCUUCCGAAUUUGAAGAACCUCCUUCACAAUCGUCUCAAUCAUCUUCACGUACAUUACCAAAUCUCAAAGGAAAGGAUCUAUUUGACUCAGUCAUUUGGUCCGACCCUUUCUCAACUUCCAUAUUUUACAUGUUCAUUUCCAAUUUUCGUCGCAGGAUUUAUAACGAUGUCAAGUCUACCACCACCACCCACCAAUUUAUCCGCUCUCUCAGAGACAACGGUCGCCUCGUCCGGAAUUACACACAAAAUAUCGAUUGCCUCGAAGAACGCGAAGGACUCACUACGGAUCUCGAACUUGGCGCGGGUGAUCGCACGCGUUUUCAAACCAAAAUCCAAGGGAAAUCACUCACAGCUGGAACAGAUGAACGAGGAGGAAAAGAAACCCCUCCUGCAACUGGAGUAGAGUGCGUUUUGCUACACGGGUCACUUCGUAAAUUGCGAUGUGGUGUAUGCUCGAAGCUUACUAGUUGGGAUGAGGAAGAUAGGGAGACUACUACAAUGGCUGGAUCUGCUCCCGAUUGUCCUUCUUGUAUUUCCAGCUCUAUAUCACGUCAAGACAAAGGUCGCAGAGGCUUGGCUGUGGGGAGAUUAAGGCCUGAUAUCGUUCUUUAUGGAGAAGAACAUCCGCACGCAAAUUUGGUGGGACCAUUAAUCAUUCACGAUUUAAAACUAGGUCCAGAUGUUCUUCUUAUUCUUGGUACUAGUUUGAGAGUUCACGGGCUCAAGAUUAUGGUCAAAGAAUUCGCACAAGCUGUACAUGCUAGAGGAGGAAGCGUCAUUUUCGUUAAUCAAACAAAGCCACCCGAGAGUCAAUGGGGUGACGUGAUUGAUUAUUGGGUAGAAUGGGACUGUGACGCAUGGGUGCUAGAUUUGAAAAAGAGACGAAGUGAUAUCUGGCAGCCAUACACAAACGUCACACAAAACGCUUCCAGCAAGGACCCAGCCCCUCCCAAACAGCGUAAUCCAUCUGAUAAAAUACCACCAUACCGUCCACAGUGCAAGAGAGACGACAAGACCAAUGCAGUCCAUUUCACGUUUAAGAUCCUUGACGACCUUCGAAAACUCAAGGAUGCCGAAGGAAAUGGAUCGGCACGGCCGAUGUACUGGGUACCUUUUGAUCGUAGGCCUUUCAGAGCUUCCACUGGACAAAUACCAGAAAACAAACCGAUUAAGAAGUCUCGAUCGUCAGUACUACCCAUUAGAAAAGGUCGGAAAUCUCUCCCAGCUUCAUCGUCUAUCAAAGUUCCCACAGCUUCCACAAGUAGCAAAUCCCACAGACGGAAGACUAUCCCUGACAGCACACCUGCGAAAACGCGUCCAACUGAACCACAUCGCAGUGGUGCUUGGCUAGAGGAUUCUCUCUUGAAAAUCGUCCGCAGACUUACCAACAACACGCUCUCCGAAGACCUUCUAGAAGACUUGCGCGGCAGAGUACCAUUUGAACAACUUGCUGAAAAUGUACCAGGGAACAGCAUUGGAUACAAGAGAUCUUUUUCAGAUGUUGGCAUAGAUGGAGCGUUGGAAGGAGUUGGUCUGCCAAAUAUGCGUGGACUGUUAGAUUCUAGUAUUAGUAUAAAAGGAAUGAGCUUGAGUAGUUUGCCUCCAACUGGAUCUCCAGAAUCUGGAAGGAAAGAUUUGAGGAAAGGAAAGGGAAAGAUGAUUGAUAUAGGGGAGAGGGAGAGGGCUAGUUCGCUGCUUGGACCAGCUUUGGAAAAGGAUCAGAAUACCAUUGUGGUGCAGUCGAGACAAGUACAGGCGAUAAAACAUUCCUAUGGAACGAGAAGUAAGCGGAACAGUAUGGAGAUCGGUUCUGAGGACAUAGGAGUGAGUGGGAGUGGCAGUGGUAAUGCUGGAGACACAAUUGUCGUUCUUAAUAGAGAUAGAAUGAGUAUUGGAGCUGUUUGUAAUGAUAGAUGAAUAGUCGACGGUUGAAUUACUGGAAUUGCUGGAACUGUACACACUGGACUGGACUGAAAGGGAAUUGAUGGAUUUACUGGAUUAGCUAGGCAUUAGCUAGGGUGGAGAAUAUAUAGACUGUUUUUUGCUUGGCCAAUGGAUGGAAUGGUGGAGAAUAUGAUACCAUGAAUUGAGCACUCUUUGCAAGAAUCAUAUGAGAUGAGAUUGGAGUCAUAUAUACAUGCGUAUUCUAUAUUCAUGAUGGUAGUUCAGCAUUUCAUCCAGGUGGUAGGAUAUAAUCCUCAUGCAAAUCGACAAUAUGGAAGAUGAGAAAUGUUGCUCUUAGAUUCGUGGAACGAGGGGAUAUCACUUGAUUCCUUGUGGUAGAUGGCAUUUACUCAUCUGCAAAUCAUCAGAUAUGACAAUUCACACA